UGAAGAAUACAAACGUCUAGUUAACAUUGACAUCUGUUGCAAACGCCAUCUAGUGAGUUGGGGAGAAAAAACAAAAUAAACGCGGUACACACCACAAGUAUAGUUUUAUGACAGAAAAUGGAGGCUGUAGAAAAGAUUGACAUGUCGUUAGAUGACAUAAUUAAACUUAACAAGAAGAAAAAUGCAAGGCCACCUGGAAAUAGGGGAGGUAGAGGGCAAGGCAGAAGGGGGCAGGGAAACAGAGGUGGAUCAGCUAACAGAGGAGGCUUUAGGGGAAACACCAACAGAGGAGGCAUGAAAAGGGGAAAUUCAAACAGGGGAGGCUCACAGAGGGGAAAAACAGGCAGAGGAGGGGCAAUGUGGGGUGCAGGUCAGAGUUCAGGAGUCAGAGGAUCAAAGGGCGGUAAUCGGGGGAAGAGACAGGGAAGGACAAAUACUGCUGUGGACAAUGUCAAGGGAAGAGGUCCUAACAAAUACAAACAGCUGAGGACCAAUCUGAUGAGGAGAGGAAAGGCCAGAGGAGCUAAGGGUGUGAGUCCACUAAACAGAGGGAAUGCUAGUCAGAAUCAGGAUCAAAGGAGGCCAAAUCAGCAAAACAGGGCAUCAAAUCUAGGUCAGAUCAAGUCCCAAGCACUCAGUGCUCUUAGACAAGCUAGGCUUACAUUAGCUAAGAUUUCAGCCCGUGAAAAGAGGGAAAAUAUCGUCAACCAGCGUAGGGGAAUUCAGACCAAUAAUAACCAGAACCCAAGAAGACAACAGUCAUUGAACAGAGGGGGUCGAGGAGGAGGGGGCAGGGGUCGGGGAGGUGGGAGGGGCGGAUUCCGACGUGGAUGGAGGCAGCCAAACCAGCAGUCCACAGUAGAUGACAGUGGUAUCAUUACAGUCAGUGUGGCAAACUCCCCACAAAGUCAAAGGCAGCAAAACAGACCCAGAAUCAAUAGAAACAACUUAAGCACCUCAAAUAUUCGACAAGAAAUACUUAACCUGAAACCAUCAGCAAGUCAAAGAUAUAGAAUGAAUAAAGAAAUAUUUGCCAGAAAUAACACUGGUGUGAGUCUCAGUGAUCGUUUUGCCUCAGAAUCAGAUGGAGACAGACGCGUUUAUCUGUAGAAAAAUUUAUCCAGUCUCUAAGUCGGGAAAUUACAUGACAAAACAUGGAGGAAGUGGACUUCCUAUUUUAAACUUGGUGAAGCCGGAAGGAAUGAGACAGUAGUGAUAUUGACUUGGUGCUCUGCAACGCAUGCACACUGUGAGGUUGUUUGAUUAAAAUUCUUUGGCCAUUGUUCAUUUCAAGAUUUUUCUUUCAGGCAUAUCAAACUUAAUGUCAUUUAUUCAUGUUCAUUCGAAAAUCAGUUUUCUACUGUAUUAAUUUUAAGUCUGAUAUAUGAUUAAUGAAUUUCACAAUCAUAUUUUUUUUUUAUUUUUAAAGACAAAAUUGGAAGGACAAACAGAUGACUGUGUCAUAUUUUAUAUGUGUUAAUGUUAUGAUAUUCUGAUACAGUGAUAUACAUGUAUCUUGAUAUGUUUAUGAGACAACAUAUAGAGUACCAUUUUAAACACAAUGCUUCAGAUCUUUUUAAGUUUUACAACCAAUAUUAAACUGGAUUUUUUUUAGAUAUGGUGCUUUUAUGGACACUGAUGGAUUUUGAAACAUGAAAGUGGUCAAUUUUUUUUACAAGUUUUCAAUAAUGGCUUACUAUUUUUUGGAGGAAACAAUAUGCCUCCUUCAGGAUAGCAUAGGUGUGGUGUAAUUUUGUCGAGGAAAGGUUAUUUUAUAUGAUACAAUUUGUUUGAAAGAAACAAAUUCAAACUUUUUAUAUGUCUUAUUUAACAAAAAGCAAUAAUUUAGUUUAAACUAAAAUUGACUUGAAGAUUGACUAGACUGAAAUGACUGUUAAUUAUUAUUCUAUUUACUGUUAGUCUUCAAGAAUCAUAUUUUUUUUUAUCAAGAUGUAUCAUAAGCAAUGUUUGCUAAGCAUCUAAGUAUCUUAUAAAGAAAGUAUGUGAUUAACAAAAAUACAAAGGUCUGAUUCAGUCACUUAAACAUUUAUCAAAUGACAGAAUUCUUUUUAUUAUUAAAAAAAAUUUUGACUUUAGAAAGUAGCUAAUAUUAUCUUACUUCAUUACUUCAAAAACAUUUUACAUUUCAGCAGCUAAAAGUAUUUUACUUAAUUACUUCAUUAAAUAUUUUACAUUUUCAUGAAAACCAUUUAUUUUUUAUGUUUUAUGUCAUAACAAUUCUUUAGUACAAGAAAAAUGGUGUUUCUGUAUGAAUGUAGUUUGUAGACCACCAUUAGCAAACAGUGUUAGUUUAGUGAGGGAAAUAUGCAAGGUUGUAAAAGCUUACAAAACAAUUAUGAUGUAAUGUGUGUAGAAAAGGGUUUCAUAGAUAUAUUGGUCUAGGUUUUAUCUAAAGAACAUCAAAUACCAGAGAUAUGUCAAAGGGAAUCUCCAGUCUUGAUUUUAGCUUCCAUAUUAUAUACUGAAGGAUUUCAUGUAAAAAAAAAAUUGGUUAGGUACAUACUGCUAUUGGUUGAAGUUGACAAUCUUUUGAAGUGAAUUGAUUUCCACUAUUUACAUAUUCUGUUAGAUGUUCUUUUCUUUUUGAUGUUCUUUUGUUGAGAUAAUAGAUGUCAUGGGACAAGGAUGAAGUCAGUGGAUAGCAGAGUUGUGUGCCUUUUAUAUACAUUUCAAUGCAUACAUGUAAUUAACUAUUUUAGACUAAGUUGUAUAUAUCAAAAAGUAUGUAGUACAUGUACCUGUAGUUGAAAAUGGGGAAAUCAUUACCAUUCAUUAAAUCUUUAAAAGCUUUGUAUGUAUGAUGAAGACAUUUGCCUUUCCAUCAGUUGAAUGAGUGAGAUGACUAACUGCAUCUGGCAUUGAAAUAGUAUGCAUGUAAAAAGUUUUAUAGUUCAUAAGUUGUUUUACUAAAAAGGGAAUUAAAUUUAGAAUUUUA
Saccostrea cuccullata (small rock oyster) is the source of this 2956-nucleotide messenger RNA. RefSeq names its product THO complex subunit 4-like. Lineage: Eukaryota; Metazoa; Mollusca; Bivalvia; Ostreida; Ostreidae. The transcript is spliced from 7 exons. Bases 118 to 1110 code for a protein of 330 amino acids. The record is from RefSeq and is a predicted model, not a curated record.